AUGGACACUCAAGGGGUACAACUUCUUCGGUCUAUAUAUAUUAGGUCUAUUGGGUACCCUGAAUAUGGAAUAAGAUAUUGCAUACCCGAGCUUACCUUCCGCACCCGAUCCGCCACUUCGGUUUCGCACCCACCGGUUGGCCCCGGUCCGCGUCGCCCCUCAACCACCCCCCCCACCCCCACCCCCACCACUACCAGGACCACCGCCGCCGAGCCCAGCACCCGCUACGAUUUCCCAAUCCCGGUGCCCGGCUGCCGGCUCGCCGCUCCCUCCCCUAGACGCAUCCUCAAUCCCAGCGUCCCACCUUCCUCAUCCCGGCGCGUCUCGGCCUCCCGUCGGCGACCCUCGGGCCAUCCCGGCGUAGUGCUGCGCGGUCGGCUCCCAUCCCGCCCCAGCGAUUCAUUCCGCUCGCCGUGUCAUCACCCGUUCCGAGUUCCGCCGCCGCCGCCCGUUGCGAGCUCCUCCGCCGUCGUCGCGGUCGACCGCCGGCCGGAGUCCUACGACCUGAUCCACCUAACGCGCGAGAACUCAUACAUCAGUUCGCCAUCAUUCGUGACUCCGUUCCAAGCUCCGCGAGGUCGCUCCGCUCCCGUCGCCGUCGCCCCCAGGUGCAAGCCGGACUGCCGGGCAACAUCGAUGGUUGAAAAGAUUCUCCAACUAGCUGCCCAUAUCACCCGCAAAAAUCACAUACCCCGUGCACCAAAUUGCUCAAUCCCUCCAAUUUCCUUAUCCAUCCUUCAAUCCCCACGGCCACAGAUCCAUUCCGUCGCAAUCGCUGCACACUGCGUCCACAGAUCAAGAAGAGUAGUGCACAGGAGAAGGAGAAUCAAAUUGCUUCCUAUCCCUCCCCUUACUGUCUUCUUGGCUGUGAAUCUGGAAGCCCAAUUUUUGGACGAUGCAGGCUACAAAUGCCAUUGUGUAAGAGGUCAAAAGCCAGCUGAAAGAAUGACAACAACGGACAAGACUGUUCUUCAAGCAGAUAGCGAAUAAAUUUGGAUUUAUUAUUCAAUUUGUAUUCCUUGUUUACGUAGUGUGAUUGGAAAUAUUGUACUGCCGCUACUUGGAACAAUUGUUGUGUUGCCCACGUACUGGCACAUGUGAAUUGUUUUUAAUCCAGUGUACCAUCAUUGACUUCAAAUAGCUAAAAUAUGAUCUUGUUGGGCACUCAA
This is a messenger RNA of Panicum virgatum (switchgrass), 1169 nucleotides long. RefSeq lists its product as uncharacterized. The coding region runs from base 1 to 990 and encodes 329 amino acids. The transcript has 6 exons. NCBI's taxonomy places the organism in Eukaryota, Viridiplantae, Streptophyta, Magnoliopsida, Poales, Poaceae. The record is from RefSeq and is a predicted model, not a curated record.